CGCCAUUUAACUACGUGCUGCCAAAAGCCGCAGCAGCGAACCGUCGUCUUCGGCUUGUGCCAAUCGUGUGGUUUGGCGACUGAGGCGGUGAAUCCAAGACACCACCGCGAAACAGGCGACGGCUGCUCGAUUGCGUUGCGCGACGUACAAAAGCGUUGCGAGAGCUGGUUCUUCUUAGCUGAGCUGCUCUGCGACGUGGCGCACUUUAGGAUUGGAGCUAUCGAAGCUGAACUGUCGCACACAGCGAGCUCGUCCAACCUCAUACAACACGGUCGCGAUCGGCAGAGAUUCAUUCUAGAAGCAUCGUCUCCCUGCGCAAGAGCCCGAGAAUCCAAGGCGUAGCCAUCAACUUGCUUAUUGCUUCCUUGCGUGGCCAGCUGAGCCUCACAUCUGCAGCCCAGCAUGUUCCAACCAAAGAAGCCCUACUCCGCCGUCACGGUCACCAUCGAGACGCUCACCUCCGAGGCCUACCAAGAGGACGACGUCGGCGGCAUCCCCGACCUCGUCGAAGUCAUCACCAUCCAGGCCUCUGGCCCCACCGAGGCCGCGCGCGCCAUUCGCAAGAAGCUCAAGUACGGCAACGUGCACCGCCAGAUCCGCGCCCUGGUCCUGCUCGACGGCCUGAUCCAGAAUGCCGGCCCGCGCUUCCAGCGAACCUUUGCCGACGAGCCUCUGCUGGAGCGACUGCGCGUCUGCGGCACGUCUGAUCUGUCCGACCCGGAGGUGAGGAAGAAGUGCAGGGAGCUGUUCAGCAGCUGGUCCCAGUACGCGAACAAGCCGGGUCUGGAGAGGAUCGCUCGACUGCACAAGGAGCUACCCAAGCGCAAGGUUGGCGUCACGCAGGAGCGAUCAAAGGUGCUGAAGGAGACGGAGAACCCCUUUGGCGACGAGGACGACGACGAGCCAUCUUCUCCAAAGCCCUCCAACGCCGCUGGGCCGUCGUCAUCCUCCCAUAGCCGCUCGGCGCAUAGUCGCGAAGGGUCAGCAGUCAACUCCCUCAAACAUCACCAAACGCCUUCACUGUCUCUGUCUAGCGGUGGAUCCAUAUUCGGUAGCAGCUCUUCUAGCUCCGACAAGAAGAAGAAGAGCAGCAGCAGCAGCAAGUCCAAGGGCAAGAGGAAGCCGUUUGAUCUAGAAGCAGAAAAGGAGCAGAUGAAGUCUGUUAUUGCGGAGUCGUCGCUGGCAGCUACAAACUUGGGCAACGUGCUGCAGACCAUCAACCGUGAGAAGGAGCGGAUUUCCGAAAACAACCUGGCUGUCGAGAGAUUUGAAUCUUGCAAGCUGCUCCGUAGGAAGGUGUUGCGCUACAUUCAUCAUGUCGACCACGAACAGUGGCUCGGCCCUCUCCUCCACGCCAACGAUGAACUGGUUCACGCCCUCAUGACGUUUGAGCAGCUGGACCAAUCUGUGGACGCUGACAGUGACUCUGAUGACGAACUCGCAGAACAAGCUCACUUAUACCGAAUGGCUGCCUUGAAAGGAAAAGAAGAACAGGCCGCAAGAGACGGCACCACCUCUCCAACCCGGGCCGAGCACCCUGACAUCACCGGCCUGAGCAUCAACUCCUCACCAAGACAGACUCCGCCGCCCCGGCCAUCUACCAAGCCGGCCUUUUCAGCACCUCCAAUUCCACCGCCGCUGCCGUCGAACCCGCGACCGAUAGUGCAGGAGAGACAGGACUCCUACCAGUCAGAGGAAGAGGACGAAGACGAUCCGUUUGCGGACAGAAACGCCAUGUGAAACGAAUUUGUGGAGCGUCUCUUGCGAAAAUGAUGUGUGCAAAUUUCAUCUAUUCGUCGUUCUGAUAUCCCCCUCUGUUGUGUCUGGGCCUUUUUUUUUUUUUUUAUAUUGGUUAUAUUUUUUCUUCGAUUUUACUCCUGGGAGACAGGGAGAGAGGGACGCUGCUGAUAUGGAGAUCUUUGGCGGGCGAUUUGAUCGAAGCGGGCAAGUCUAAUGAUUCAUGAGGCCAUGAUAUCUAUCAUGUGUGCAGGUUUUGUAUAUGACUUUGAAUCUAGUUGGAAAUGAUACAACAAAAAUAUUGCCCAACUUUUCCUCCUUUCUCGCUCUCUUGUCAUAAAUAUGAUUCACGCCCUUCGAAUAAUGCCGAGUUGACGGGCGUGCCCCUGACUCUGCAUUGAGUGAUGCAUCUCUUUGCUUACCACUUUUCUUUUUAGAGCUAUAUAUAAUUUGAUUCUCUU
This is a messenger RNA of Trichoderma asperellum CBS 433.97, 2198 nucleotides long. RefSeq lists its product as uncharacterized. The record is from RefSeq and is a predicted model, not a curated record. Gene Ontology annotation, cellular component: actin cortical patch. NCBI's taxonomy places the organism in Eukaryota, Fungi, Ascomycota, Sordariomycetes, Hypocreales, Hypocreaceae. Gene Ontology annotation, biological process: actin filament organization; actin cortical patch localization; endocytosis. Gene Ontology annotation, molecular function: ubiquitin binding; phosphatidylinositol binding.